Molecule: messenger RNA, 1857 nt
Organism: Plasmodium gallinaceum
Lineage: Eukaryota; Apicomplexa; Aconoidasida; Haemosporida; Plasmodiidae
Product: conserved Plasmodium protein, unknown function
Exons: 1
Coding region: 1-1857 (618 amino acids)
Source: RefSeq, a predicted model, not a curated record
AUGGAUGAAUUAAAAGAAAUUAUAUAUGAAUUGAAAAAACUAAAAAAAAAUUUAAGAAAUAAAGUUGUAAAUAUAAAUUACUAUGAAUUUAUAAAUAAUAAUUAUUAUAUUGAAAAAAAAAUUAUUUAUAAUUUAUAUCAAAUAAUAAAGAGCUAUUAUUAUUUACUAACUUUUUUUAGUAAAACAAAAAAGAAAAAGAAAAAAGAAAAAGAAAAAAAAAGAAAUUAUAAAGACAAGUAUAACAAAAAAAAAAAUGAUAUAAAUGAAGAAACUAUUUUAAAAAAAUUACAAAAAAAAAAAAUAUUACAAAAUAGAUAUACAAAAAAAAUAAAAGAUUUUCUUAAAACAAAUAAAUCAAUUAAUAUAUUCAAGGAUUAUAUAGAAAAAAAUUUUUUAAUAAAAAAUUAUAACAGUAAUAAUAAUAAAAAAAAAAAUAGAAUAAUAAUAAACAUAGAAACAAAUAUUUAUUUUAAUAAUUUCGUUACACACAUAAUAAAUUUUCUAUAUUUGAUUUUGCAAAAUAACAUUAAUCACGAAAAUUUCAAAAAUAUUUAUUCAUCAAAUGAAUUAAGAAUUAAUGUUCAUAAAUUUGAUGAGAAUUCGGACUGUUCUUAUAAUAUAAAUAAUGAAGAAUCAAUUCAAAGUAAUGAAUUUGUAAAUAUAAUAAACAUAAAAAAUAAAAAAAUAGAAGAUAUUAAUACUACAUUUAAUGAGGAAAACUCAAAGGAAAAUAAUAAAUUAUUAAAAGAUUAUAUUUUUUGUGAAGAAAAUAUUUUAAAAAAAGAUAACUUGAAAAUAGGAAAUACCUUCAAUGAAGAAAACAUAUCUGAUGGUUCAAAUAUAACAGAACAUUUGGAUAAAAAAAAAGAAAAAGAAGAUGAUCAUAUGAAAAAUGAAAACUAUUUUUUUUUUCAUUUAUAUAAAAAAAAUAUGUACCUUAUAAAUAAAGAUAUAGAAUCUUAUUAUUGUUAUAAUUCUUUUAUUAUCAGAAAUAUUGACUCAAAUUUAUUAUACAUAAUUGAUAAUGAUAUGAAUCUGUUGAAAAUAUUGUUUUAUUUUGACGUAGUAAAUCUUUUUGUUAUUUAUUUAUAUAUGAAAACAUGUAAAAAUGAAGAAAUGCGUAAAUACAUAUCUAUUUUAUUAAUUAUAACUAUAAAAUUUAAAAAAACUUUUAAAUUAUCUUCUAAUACUUUAAUUGAAAAUAAAAAUAUUCCUAUCCUUUUUUAUAUUUUUUCAAACAUUUUGAAGAAAAAUAUAUUUAAAAUAAAUAAUAGAAAUAAUGAAAACAAUUUAACAAUUACUAUUAAUAAUAAUACAUCAAAUAAUUCCUUAUAUAAAUUAAAUUCAAAUAAAAAAAAUAAUUUAUAUUUUUUAAUAAAUUUAAAUGAACUUUAUAUCACUAAAACUACAAAUGAUAUAAAAAAUAUGAAUGGAAUAAAAAAAAAAAAAAAUACUUUUUUAUUUUCUUACAAAAAUAGUGAAUAUUAUACUAGUAAAGAAUCACUAAUUUUAGUAAAUAAUCAUAAUAAUAUUAUUAAAAAAAAAAAAAUAAACAAAAUAAAUAUAAAUGAUAUAAUAAAAGAUAAGAUCGAAAAAAAUGACUAUUAUUAUUCUUUUAUUAAAGAUGAAAAUGAAAUCGAUUCAGUAAAUCUUACUUUAAGUAUCAAUAAUACGAAAAAUGAAAAUAUACUUUUUCAUAAAAGUUACAUAACAGAGCAUAUUUAUAAUCUUUUUUUAAAUAAAUAUAAUUUAAAGCUUGAAAAAAAUAUUAUUUCAAAUCAAUUAAAAAAAGAAGAAAAUAACAUAUCCUUAUUUGAUAACUACAAAAAGAUAUUUCAUAAUUUUUUUUUUUAUUAA